AUGUUCCCCUUCAAGUGUUUCGGUAGUGAGAGCAAAAUUAAGGAUUCAAAAAUGGAUUUUUAUCAUGAUGUAAGUGAUAAACGAGAUGAAAAAGGUAGUAGUAAAGUGAUUAGGAACAUAGAAUGGGGCAUGAUGGAUAAAAGAAAAUUCUUUCCUCUAUCGAUGCUUAGUUCGUUUUCAGUAAGAUGUGCACUGUACCCUUUGACAUUAAUUAAAACUAGACUGCAAAUUCAAAAACACAAUGAUUUGUAUACUGGUAUGUUCGAUGCUUAUGCUAAAAUUUACAAAUACGAAGGAUUUAAAGGCCUCUAUAGAGGAUUUUGGGUGUCAUCGGUGCAAAUAGUUAGUGGUGUUUUCUACAUUUCAACCUACGAAAGUAUAAGACAUGGGAUGCAAGACAACAGAGUUCCUUCUAGUUUGAGGGCUCUUAUAGCAGGAGGAUGUGCAUCGGUUAUAGGGCAAUCCAUAGUAGUGCCAUUUGAUGUACUUAGUCAGCACUUAAUGAUGAUGGGCGUUCAUGGCAGGGAGGAACAGGCCUUUAAUAAUUUGGGUAUUAAAACGAAGCCCAACCAAAGUAAAUUCACUAUAACUGUGGAGGUAGCUAAGCAAAUAUUUAGGACUGAUGGCAUCGCAGGAUUUUAUAGAGGCUAUUUUGCCAGUCUGUGUUCGUAUGUUCCAAAUUCUGCAUUGUGGUGGGGUUUCUACCACUUCUAUCAAGAUCACUUAUUUGCAAUAAUGCCUAGUUGGUUUUCUCAUUUAUUGCUGCAAAGCAUCUCAGGUACACUAGGCGGCUUUAGUACAACACUUUUAACCAAUCCUUUAGAUGUAGUUAGGGCGAGAUUACAAGUACAAAGAAUAGGAUCGAUGCGCUGUGCAUUUAGAGACUUAUGGGUAGAGGAAGGUUUUCGUAUGUUUACCAAAGGCCUUACUGCAAGACUUAUACAGUCGGCCACUUUUAGUUUUAGUAUAAUCAUCGGGUAUGAAACAAUAAAAAGAAUAUCGGUUAAGGAAGAAUAUAAACAAUAUGUUAAAUGGUAA
This is a messenger RNA of Phyllotreta striolata, 1038 nucleotides long. The record is from the annotation of a GenBank genome assembly. Lineage: Eukaryota; Metazoa; Arthropoda; Insecta; Coleoptera; Chrysomelidae.